Messenger RNA from Prunus armeniaca (apricot), 1449 nucleotides. NCBI's taxonomy places the organism in Eukaryota, Viridiplantae, Streptophyta, Magnoliopsida, Rosales, Rosaceae. The record is from the annotation of a GenBank genome assembly.
AUGAAGUUGUGGAAGACUCCCCUGACAUCUCAGUUAUCUGAGAUGCUGAUGGCAAUAGUCGUUGUGGUUUUAUUGGCCACAACAAAAGGAGUUAAAAGCCGCAAGGCCCGGGAAGAUUUAGACUACUUUGAGUACUGCGCCAUGAGUUGCAGAGCCCACAGUGCUUCCUUGGCAGAGUUUGGAGGAGUUGGUGAUGGAAGCACAUCAAACACCAAGGCUUUUCAGGCUGCCAUCAAUCAUCUCAGUCAGUAUCAAUCUGAUGGUGGGGCACAGCUCUUUGUUCCUCCUGGUAAAUGGUUAACAGGCAGCUUCAACCUCACCAGCCAUUUCACCCUCUAUCUCCAUAAAGAUGCAGUUCUUCUUGCUUCUCAGGAGGAGAGUGAAUGGCCGGUGAUCCAACCACUUCCAUCGUACGGUCGAGGGAGGGACACGGACGGUGGGAGAUUCAUCAGUCUGAUAUUUGGAACCAACCUCACUGAUGUUGUAAUAACAGGGGACAAUGGCACCAUUGACGGUCAAGGUGAAUUAUGGUGGCAAAAAUUCAAGAAGGGAGAGUUAAAGUACACCCGACCGUACCUGAUCGAAAUCAUGUAUUCUGAAAAUAUCCAAAUUUCCAAUCUCACUUUGAUUAAUUCUCCAUCAUGGAACGUCCAUCCUGUUUACUGCAGCCAUGUUCUUGUUCAAGGCAUUACAAUUCUUGCACCAGUGACAUCUCCAAACACAGAUGGGAUCAACCCAGAUUCUUGCACAAAUACCAAAAUUGAAGACUGCUACAUUGUCUCUGGGGAUGAUUGUAUAGCAGUAAAGAGUGGUUGGGAUCAGUAUGGUAUUGCUUUUGGGAAGCCAACUAAGCAGCUUGUGAUAAGACGGCUCACAUGCAUUUCUCCAUUCAGUGCUGUGAUUGCACUUGGGAGUGAGAUGUCUGGUGGAAUCCAAGAUGUGAGGGCAGAGGACAUUCUGGCCAUUGAUUCAGAAUCAGGAGUUAGGAUCAAAACUGCUGUGGGAAGAGGAGGCUUUGUGAAAGACAUAUAUGUGAGAGGGAUGACUAUGAAAACCAUGAAAUGGGCAUUUUGGAUGACAGGAAACUAUGGAUCACAUGCAGACAAUGGCUAUGAUCCUAAUGCUCUUCCUGUGAUCCAGAACAUAAAUUAUCAUGACAUGGUUGCUGAGAAUGUAACAAUGGCAGCUAAGCUGGAGGGAAUAGCUGGUGAUCCGUUUACCGGAAUUUGCAUAUCGAACGUUACGAUUACACUGGCAAAGAAGGCAAAGAAAUUGCCAUGGAAUUGCACUGAUGUUGCUGGGAUAUCAAGUGGUGUGGUUCCUCAGGCAUGUGGGCUUCUGGUAGACCAGGGGCCAAGUAAUGUUGCAGCAUGUAAUUUUCCAGAAGAAAGCCUGCCAAUUGAUAAUGUUCAAGUUCAGGUGUGCUCUUACAGGAGGAAGCACUGGUGA